AAAGAUAGGACACUUUUCUGAGAUUUUGUUUCCAUAUAAAGGUCAAUUUCGUUAAUGAUGUAUGAAAAAACUUACUAAAAGGACCAGCCGUUUGGUUUACUUUUUAUUACGAAAUAUUUUGAGAAGAAAUACGUAAAGUGACAUUGGACAACAAAUUCCGAUUAAAUUUCAUUUCAUGUAUUUUACCGGAUUUGUAAUAACAUAAGCAACACGACGGGUGCAAUAUGUGGAGCAGGAUCUGCUUACCCUUCCGGAGCACCUGAGAUCACCCCCAGUUUUUUGUGGGGUUCGUGUUGCUUAGUCUUUAGUUUUAUAUGUUGUGUCAUCUGUACUAUUAUUUGUCUGUUUGUCUUUUAAUUUUUGGCCAUGGCGUUGUCAGUUUAUUUUCGAUCUAUGAGUUUGACUGUCCAUCUGGUAUCUUUCGUCCCUCUUUUGAAUCUUUUUUUGAAAUUAAGAUAUACAUGACAUUGGAAACAAAAGAUAAUUUGUUUUUAUUCGUCUUAAAUUUAACAUUUGAAAAAUCGUGAAUGUCUUCCUAUUAAACAAUGUCUGAAAGAAAAUUUCAAUAUCAAAGAGAAAUGGUAUUCCGUCGUUCGUCUGUCCCUUCGUCUAAGUUCAUAUUACUAAAAUAGAUUUGAAGUAUCUUUCCUCACGCAAAAAGGGGCGGAAUAAACUGCGGGGAAUAAACAAUGUCAAGCAAAAUAAAAAAAAAAACAAAACAAAGAAAAAACCGAAUGACGACGAAACGACAAACAAGUUUAAAAACACUACAUAGAAAACUAAGAAGACUAUUGUAAAUUCAGAAAUUAUUGCAAGGUUUUUAUUUAUUCGAAUAAUGCGACUGAGGGAGUAUCGCAACAUAAGGACGCGCGUUGUGAUAUGUGAUACAGAUUUUGCUGAAAUUUCAUAAAUUAAUUUUGCACUUUUGUCUAAUCUUCAAAUAUCGCAAUAAUAAAUGCACGCAUUAAUUUCGAAAUUUGCACUAUCCACUUUUUUCCUCUAAUGAUCUUGUUUUUUGUCUUUCGAAAUGCACCUAUCGACUUCAGUUAAUAGGUUAACUAAUCGAUUUGUUCGAUUUACUUUGUGUAUGUUACACAAUUGGUACGGGUAACCUUAAAUGUAUUCUGGGCAUUUAUAAAACUAAAGUUGCAUCAAUAUUUCUCAAUUAUGCGGAUGACUGGCAGAUUUGUUAAUGGAUAUACACAACAGCAUCAAUACAUAUCUUAUAACCCGAUAAUCAUAUCUAAUUACUGUUUUGAUAUUUGUUUGUGAUGUUUAUACCCGGAUAUUUAAUUCUUAGAAGGUUGUGUCAUUAUUGGUAAAUGCAGAUUUUUGUGUGCCUUUUAUUCUGCGAAACGUAUUUUUAAAAUGAGGAUUAUCGUUGUAACAACAUUGUUGUUAGUUUGUGGUUGUUGCGUAUGGUCAGAUAUAAACAUAUAUGAAGUUCAAGGUUCCAAUGUUUUAUUAAAAUGCCCACUUAAAGCAACUGAAACCUACAAAGUUAUCUGGAAAGGACCAUACAAAAACAACACAGUCUAUUCACAGUCAUGUAGUAUUAAUUCGAAUUUGCCAGAUGCUUUAUCUAGUCGUAUUUUCAUUACUGGUAACCAUAGUGCUGGGGAGUAUGACUUGAGGAUCGUGAAGGUUGAAAUUAGUGAUGCUGGUUUAUAUGAGUGUUCCGUGAACGAUUUGAAAACAACAAUUAACUUAAAUUUUCCAGCAUUGCUAAAUUCUACCGAAGCGACAUAUAACCGAUUCUUGUUGGUGGAUUCGGACUUACAUAAGUUGUUUGUCGGACAAAUGAACAAUGUCAGUAUAAUAGAUUUAUCAGAAGGAGCAGUUAAAACAGAUAACAUUGAACUUCUACCAGAAACAGAUAAACUGAAUUAUUGUACCUUAUCAAAACCAACGGUUCCUGACUGUCAGAAUCACAUCAGAUUUAUUACAAAAAAGACAAAGGAUAAAUUGAUGUUGUUUGGAUCAAAUGCAGAUUCUCCAAAGGGGUUUGAACUCAAUAUGACUGACAUGACUCAGAGUAGUUCAGUUGUUCCGUGCUCUAAUGAUCCGUUUCACAAUUUUACAGUUUUGUAUGUCCAAUCACAGAAUCCAAAUGACGAGGAGCUAAUGUAUUAUGCAUCUACGUUACACGGUGAAUCUACAAUUCAAAGACCUAUACCAGGAAGUACAGAUUAUAUGAAAGGCGUAAUAAGUGAAAAAUGGAUGAAAGAUCCACAGUUCGUUGCUUCAUUUGACAUUGAAGAUAAGGUAUAUUUUUUCUUCCGUGAGACUGCAGUAGAAGUUGAUCCUGCGGAAACAAAAAUAUAUUCUCGGGUAGCAAAGGUUUGCAAGAAAGAUGUUGGUGGGAACUCUCUGCUGAGAAAUAAGUGGACCAGUUUUCAAAAAGCAAGACUGACCUGUAAUGAAAAGCAUGUCCAUUAUGAUUCAAUUCAGGAUGUUGUUAUGAAAGAUUCAACAUUUUAUGGUUUAUUCAUUACUAAACAAGGAACACCAGCGUCAGCAAUAUGUGCCUUUAAUUUAACCAGUAUAGAAGCUGCGAUAAAUGGGCCUUUCAAAGACCAGGCAACUGAUAAUUCAUACUGGGCAGAGGCUACAAACGUUCCAACUCCAAGACCGGGUCAAUGUACAGAAGAUUCGUUGUCACUUAGUGAAGAAGGUCUUCAGUUUAUUGCUGAUCAUCCGUUAAUGAACAACACGGUUGAACAAGUGAAUGGAAAGCCAGUAUUUCUUCUAGACGACAGAGAACUGCAACACCUUGAACUACAUAGCAACAUGUCAGAAAUUGUGCUUUAUACAGCUUCAAAUAAUGGUGAAGUUUACAAGUUAUUUUUUAAGGAUGGCAGCACGUAUAUUGAUAGCAUGUACUCACCACUGAGUAAUGCAGAAGUCAUUUGGGCACUCAAACAAUAUAACGACUCGGUUUAUAUAGGCACAGACACUUCUGUAAAACGUAUACAAGUCAUAAACUGUGAGCAGUACAGAUGGAUUGAUACCUGUGUAAAAGAUCCUCAUUGUGCCUGGGUUAAUUCGAGUGAUUACUUAACUGAUAAUAUAGAUAAAGACGACAUUCAGUGUUACAAUAGAUGUAAAUCAGUAGAAGCAGUCAUGCAAGAUCUUGAAAUCAAGAAAGACGAUGUUUUUACGUAUCAAAACUAUGACCUAACAAAAGUCACACUUUUAACAUGUCCUCCAAACAAGCCAAAUUAUAUGAGUGUUGUAUUUACAUCGAAAUCUUCAUUGACCUUUCAAUGGACGCCUAGAUCGAGCGGUGAUGAAGUUUAUGAUUAUCAGACAUUUGUCAUUCAAUACAGAAUAUGUAAAUCUGAAAUUUGGCGAUCUACAAAAUUUGACAUGACUGGUGCCAAGAAUGAUCCUCAAACCGCUAGCAUAUCGCAAUUGACUGAGGGAAGUCUUUAUGAUAUCAGAAUGAUUGCAAAUAACACCAUCGGUAGAAGCUCAUAUACAGAUAUAAUAGUCGUUUCAACAUUAUCUGAAAAUGAUGGAGCAGCAGCAGGAAAAACCAAUGAUGAAGUAUGGAAGAUAGUAUUACCUGCAGUCAUCGCCGUUGUCUCAUCUGUCAUCAACGUUAUUUUGGGUUUUAUGGUGUGGACGCGCUAUGUAAAUAGGAAUUGGUUUAACAAUACAGUGAACAGUUCUUCUGGUGGCACAAAUUCACUUGAUAAAAAUCAAAAAACAAAUAAAUACAUGGAUAUUGUAUUGAUCCGUUUCAGAUAAGUCGAAAGAAACAGCAUAUUACUGAAACAGAUGAAGAAAGAAACGUAUGUGUGUUCUAUAACAAUAACUAAGCGAAUAUUGCUUUCUGUGCAAUGUUUUUGUAAACUAAAACUCCUGUAAAAGUGUACCACGUGAGGUUGCAAUUUUCUAAAGCCAAUGAUAUACAAUUAUAUUCUUUGAUGUCUUUUAUUAUGUGUUCUCAUUCAAAGUUACAAUACAAAAAGCUGUGAGAUCAGAUGUAAUCAACAACAUAUAAUAAUGGUUGUAUGUUUCUUUAAAAUAUCUGACGUGAUAUAAAAUCACGCAAUAUUUCGUUUUAUUUAACUAGAUGCACCAAGCAUGCAGCUCUUCGUGUGAUUUCUUGAAGAUUGAUUUGAAGUUUCGUCGGCUUAUCUUCCACUUAUACGUAGAUUAACUAAAAUAAUGAAGCUUAACCUGUUUAACGUUUAUAUAACCAAGUUGAAAAAAAAAAAAAAAAAAAAAAGUCCGAGCUUUGUAUAUUUCAAAGUGAGAUAGACAUACAAAGUUUACACAAUAUGCAGUAAAACAGUAUUCUAGGAAUACUUCUCAUUCUUGUUCCAAAAUAUAUAGGCUAUACAGUUAAUUACUAACAUACAUGUACUAUUUAAUUUAAGAAUCCAGUUAAGGCAUAUCAAUGCUUACCCGGUGUUCGGCUUAAAUAUGUACAAACCAAAGAUAUCAGAAUUGUUUGAUUCAGGCCGACCUAUAUCAACUUUCAACACCUUGCCAGAAAAGCGCUUCGGACGCACGAAAUUUAUGAAGUAUUAUUUAUAAUCCAUACAUUGGUCAUCAUUUAAUGAUAAUGAUUAUUUCAUACCUUUUGAGUUGUUUUAACUUUGUCAAAACAUUUCCAAUCGAAAGUCUCGGAUAUUAUCAAAUUUUAUCAAACCGUUAUAAUUAACACUUUUUAUUGGUGAAUUUAUUGCCUAUAGCUAUAAUCAAAUGAUUGUGCCUCAUUAAUGUCAAUGGCAUAUGAAUCGAAGCUGAAAUGAUCAAAAUAGUUGCAUUUUUCUGGAGAAUUUGAGAUUACUCCCUAUUUUAAUGGGUUCUUGUUGAUCAGUCUUAACAUGUAGUUCUUUAUGUAGUGGUUGUUUCCUGUUGGUUGUCUUUACGUCUUUGUUUGAUUGUUUUUUGCCCGGAUGUUGUCAAUCUCUCUUUAUCUUAUGAGUUUUGAAUCGCACUUUGUUAUCUAUCCUCUUGUUGUAUCAAAAAGCACACGCAUCGGUUAAAAUAGUUGUUUGGCAAUAUAAAGAUCAAUUCAAAAUAUGAUUACUACGUGAAUACUGGUAUUGUUUUCUGGCGACGGCUCUGCUCUAUAUUAUUUGUAAACAUAAAUGUGCAAGUAACAAAAUAAAGAAUUUUAGAAAUUUUGGCAAUUUACUUAACUGUCAAUCAAUGUAUAGCUGAAUACCCCAUGAAAAAGCAUAAAUUAUAAGCCAAAUUCGUAUAACAAUAUAAAGGUAAUAUAUUCAACUAUUUCGUUAUGCAAGUAAAAGACCGUAUGAAAUAUAUGCAAGCGAUAUACCAACUUCACCUACGUAUGGGAUAUACAUCUCCCAACUCAUUCCGUAUUCAAGAGCUUGCACUGCGGACAUAAUUUUUGUCAAUCUAAUGAACAAUUCCUUUGUAGAACAUGCAGAUGAGCCGGCAAUGUACCGUAAUGUAAAACGUCACCAGUGUCUGAGCAGAAAGUUGAACCACGGUUAUGUCAAAGAACGUCUCGUCCUUUUUCUAAAAAAGUAAAAAAGUUCAUCGGAAGAUACCAAGAGCUUGUUUAUAAAUAUUCCGUAUCAACUUCAAAAAUAAUACAUGAUAUUCUUGAAGUAUAGAUUCAAGGUACUGACGUUGUUUAUCAACUUAAUCACGUGUUAUAGUGUUCUUUUAUUUGUCUUUGUAAAUUAUUUACCUUUACAGUUUUGUCCAUUUUUUUUGUAAUAUCCUUUUGGCUUGGCUCGGUACUUAUACAUCCCGCCAUUCUGUUAUUAUGCUAUGGUCACUUUUUGUAUUCUUGUCUUUCAUUUUUGCUUAUGUGCUUUGUCUAUACACCAUUUUGUUUUUCGUUGUUGACAUAUUUGUUUAUUUUUAUAGUGAUUAAGAUUAUAACACAAUGUUGACUGCUGUACCACUAUUGUUGACCUUUUACCUAUUAUGUCUGUUUGUUUUGUUUAUACAUUGUUGUCAAUAUUAUGGAAUUUUAUGCGACUGUCAUACAAGUGAGAGGUUUAGCAAAAUAUUAAACCAGGUAUAAUCCACCAUUUUCUACAUAAGGAAAUGCCUGUACCAAGUCAGGACUAUGGAAGUUGUUUUCUAUUCGUUUGAUGUGUUUGAGCUUUUAAUUUUGCCAUUUGAUAAGGGACUUUCCGAUUUGAAUUUUCCAUGGAGUAUGGUAUUUUUGUUAUUUUUCCUUUUUUCUCAUCGAUUUUUCCCAACCAUUUAGGUAGUAGGGACGACACUAGUUAAUUAUAUAUAAUGAACUAUGUAUUUAAAUAUAAGUUUAAAAUAUAAUGCAUGAUAUAUUAAAACCAUCAUAUGUUUUCUUUUGUUAACAGAUACAAGUCGAUCGUAUGAUAUGACACAUAAAUGCUUACUACUAUACAUCAACAGAUUUUUGUGUUUACCAUUGCGAAUAAGAGCAAGCUACCCUGGCCAAAAGAAUUGUUUUGUAGAUAUUUUUUCUGAAUGUUAUUUUGUUUUUGCAUGAUAAUAUUAUUGAAAGUUGUUCCAUCCCGUGUCACUUUUAUAUGUAUAUCAUCCGUUUCAUUUGACUGUGUCGCAUCCAAAUAACAGGCAAACCACAUUUUUAUUUAUAUCAUAUCAUGAGUUAUCUUUCCUAAGAAAUGUUUUCGAAAUUUACUAAUUAGUAUUAACUUUGUGUUAAUUGUGUUUAUCUUAUUGACGAUUGUUAUUGAUUCAUAAUGCUAUGCCAUUUUUAUAUUUGUAUUGUCAUUAUUGAUUAUGGGGUUCGUGUUCAUAAUCAUAAUAAUAAAAAGGAAUGCAAUAUUUAAACUAAAUAAACAUAACUAAAUCAUCUGGUCAUUAAUGAUUAGUAUGAUAUUCCUAAAAGACAGUUAGCUAAAAUUUUGAAAAUAACCUCACAAUUCAAUAUAAUGAUCUUCAAAAUACAAUUUUAAUGAACAAACUGUGACUGUAAAAAUUAUAAAGAACUACGAUAUUCUGUGUUUCAAUGAGUGCUGGGUCAAAUUCCCUGGUGAAUUUGAUCUAAAAGGUUACGACAAAAAGUGUUUAUAUAGAGAGAAAUGUUCCGGGGGUGGAAUAGUAGUGUUUUAUAAAAAAUGGAUUAGCCCAUUUAUUUAAAUUGUGAAAUGUUGUGUGGAUUGUAUGAUUUGGUUUAAGAUUGAUAAAAGUAUAACACCUGAUAAUUUAGAUUUAUACAUAUGCUCUAAAUAUAUGCCUCCAGAUAAAAAUGUGCUUUAUCGUAAAUAUAACUGUGAUGUAUUUGAUAUUUUGCAAGGAAAAAUAGAAUCUCUGUAUAAUAUUGGUACUGUAGCUGUUUUAGGAGACCUAAAUGGUCGUUUUGGUUUGAAACCGGACUAUUUAUUGAACGAUUUCUUAGAUCCAUUUUUACAAGACAAUAUCUCAUUUAUUAAUUAUGAAAAUGAUAGGCAAGAUUUUGUGCAGAGACAUCUCGAGGAUAUAAAAGCGCCCAACAGUUUCGGUCAAAGAACUCCGGGUUACGCAUCUGUAACGGACGUUUUGGAGAAGAUAGUGGUAAAAUAACUUUUAAUAAUAAAAAUAGUUGUAGUGUAAUUGACUAUUUAUUAUUAUCUGAGAAUAUGUUUAAGAUUGUAAAGAGUUUAAACGUAGGAAUGUUUACUAGUUUUUCAUGUCACGCUGCAUUGUCAGUUCAAUUUUACCUUAGGGACAAUACUGUAAAUUUGAUCAAAGAUCAAUGCUCAUGUAGUAAUCAUGUUUAUAAUACUUUUAAAUGGAGAAACGAGUGCGAAGAUGACGUCAGAGAGAGUUUGUUGUCUAACGCCCAGCAGUUUGAGGAUAUGUUGAACAAUAUAGAUGAAAAUAGCGACACCAAUAUCUGCGUGGAUGAAUUAAAUAAACUUUUGUCUGAUAUUUUUGACCAGUAUACAAAGACAGAAAUUAGACAUAAAAAACCCUGUAAUAUAUGUACUGAUGAUUAUAAACAAUUAAAAACUGCAACAGAUAAACCCUGGUUUACAGAUGAAUGUAAAAACGUAUAUAAUGCUUACCAACAGGCACUUGGAACUGUUAAUAAGUACCGAUCCAAUGAAAAUAGACUCAGUCUUAAUUUAGCAAAACAGAAAUAUAAGUGGCUCGAAAAUAAAUUGAAGAGACAAUAUAAGAAUCAAAGAGGUAACAUGAUGGCUUCGUUAAGAAGGACUAAUCCGAAACAAUUCUUUAGGAAAUUUAAGAAACGUAAAAAGGUUAUACAUCAUAAUAUAACUUUAGAGCAGUUUGAAGAACAUUUUAAGAAAUUAACUUCCAACCCAGAUAUACAUCCGCAGGAUUUACCAGGCGAAAAUACAGGUACUGUUUUCGAUGAGCUUGACUCUCCAUUUACGGAAAAAGAACUUGAUGAGGGUAUUAAAAAGUUAAAACGAGACAAAUCUACAGGAUACGAUAAUAUGAUGAACGAGUACAUUAUUAUGAGCAAAAAUUUCAUUAAACCUGUGUUGUGUAAAAUAUUUAACUGUAUUCUUACAAAUGGUGACUUUCCUGAAUUGUGGGUAAAAAGUAUUAUUAUCCCUGUAUUCAAAAAAGGUGAUGUUAAUGAGCCUGGAAACUUUCGUGGAAUAUCUCUUGUGUCCCAUAUUGGAAAGCUGUUUACAACUCUCAUCAACGCUCGACUUACAAAAUGGAGUAGAAACCAUGAUGUACUAACAGAUGCCCAGUUUGGCUUCAGACCUGGUUAUGGUACUACUGACGCCAUCUUCGCUCUCAAUUCUUUAAUUUCUAAAUCUUUGAAAUCUGGUAAAAGAUUUUAUUGUUGUUUUGUAGACUAUAAAACGGCGUUUGACAGUGUCACACAUAUGAAAUUAUGGUUACGACUUAUUAGAUUAGGUGAAACUAUUAAAUGUAUUAAAAUCUAUGUAUUCAAAACUUAAAUGUUGUGUAAAAUUUGAUGGUAGUUUCUCAAAUUUCUUUAAUAGUAAUGUUGGUUUAAUGCAGGGGGAAUCAUUAUCCCCAUUUUUAUAUUCAUUGUACGUAAAUGACAUGGAAAUAGAGCUUAUUAGUCAAGGAUGUCAACCUUAUGAGUUAAAAAUGUUGAACUUGUAUUUACUUAUGUAUGCAGAUGACACAGUAUUGUUCAGUAAAAAUAUUGAAGAUUUACAAAAGAUGAUUAAUUGUUUAAAUGUCUAUUCUAAUAAGUACAAUUUAUUUAUUAAUUGUUUAAAAACAAACAUUGUUGUGUUCAGAAACAGAGGUCAAGUUAAAGCAAAUGAGAGAUGGUAUUUAAAUGGAAAUUCAAUAGAUAUGUGUGAUGAAUUUGUAUAUCUGGGUAUUUUAUUUAGAUAUAAUGGUUAUUUUACAUAUACCCAACAAUCAUUAGCAAACCAAGGUCGUAAAGCAUUAUUUAGUUUGUAUAGUAAAUUGCAGGAUGACUGUUUUAAUUUUGAAACUAUGCUGUCAUUGUUUGACACGUAUGUAGCAAGUAUUUUGAAUUAUAGUUGUGAAUGUGAUGAUAUCGAACAAGUUCAAAUGAAAUUCUUAAAACGUAUAUUAAAGGUGAAAGCAUCUACUGUUAAUUAUAUGGUUUAUUGUGAGUUGGGACGAUACCCUAUGUUUAUAGAAAGAUAUUGUCGAAUGUUAAAAUAUUGGUUUAAGUUCUUAUGUACUUAUAACUAUAUUCUUAAAUGCUGUUAUGAAGAAAUGCUCGAGAGAUGUAAUAAAAAACCAAACGACAAAUAUAACUGGGCCUGUCGAAUUAGAGACAUAUUUUACAUGUAUGGGUUCCAUGAUGUAUGGUUACAUCAGGGUGUUAAAAAUUUGGAUUUGUUUUUAAUUGAAUUCAAAGAUAGAGUAAAGGGUAGCAUUCAUAGUGAAAUGAACUCAUUUUUUGAAGAUUCGCCAAAAUGUUUGUUGUAUAGAUAUGUAUUUGACCCCAACAUGUUACAAUUUUAUUUAGAUCAUGCUGUAAAUUAUAUUUAUAAACCAUUUAUUUGUAAAUACCGCAUAUCUGCUCACUGUUUGAAUAUAGAAACUGGUCGAUUUUAUAAUAUUGAGAGACAUCUGAGACUUUGUAAUAUGUGUGAUAAACAAGUAAUUGAAGAUGAAUAUCAUUUUAUUUUAGUAUGUGAAAAGUAUAAUGAACUUCGAAAGAAAUUUAUCAAACCAUAUUAUUGGAGAAAACCUUCGAAUUUUAAACUCGUACAGCUGCUAUCUGUUCAUAAUGUAAAGGAACUUAACAAUUUAGGGAAGUUUUCAUUUCUGGCCGAGAAGGCACGUAAUUAAAUUCAUUUAUAAAUGCUUAAUAUGUGUUAUAUUUUAUCAUACUCUGCUGUACUGUUAUAUGGGUAUACCUACUUAUAUGAUUAUUUGACUAAUUGUUUAAAUGUAAAUAUAUUUCACUGAUGUAAUUGAAUAUUUGUAAUAUUUAUAUUCUAUAAGUUGUAUUGCUUACGAAUAAAAGAUUAUUAUAAUUU
Mytilus californianus (California mussel) is the source of this 10412-nucleotide messenger RNA. RefSeq names its product semaphorin-2A-like. Gene Ontology annotation, biological process: negative chemotaxis; neural crest cell migration; positive regulation of cell migration. Gene Ontology annotation, molecular function: semaphorin receptor binding; chemorepellent activity. The coding region runs from base 1369 to 3753 and encodes 794 amino acids. Lineage: Eukaryota; Metazoa; Mollusca; Bivalvia; Mytilida; Mytilidae. The transcript has 20 exons. The record is from RefSeq and is a predicted model, not a curated record.